Messenger RNA from Saccoglossus kowalevskii, 2573 nucleotides. RefSeq lists its product as uncharacterized. Gene Ontology annotation, molecular function: cytokine receptor activity; protein binding. Lineage: Eukaryota; Metazoa; Hemichordata; Enteropneusta; Harrimaniidae. Gene Ontology annotation, cellular component: membrane. The record is from RefSeq and is a predicted model, not a curated record.
GAGAAAAUCACGUCUCUUGAUAAUGGAGAGACACAACUAGUGGUUUCUGAGGACUGCCAUGAUGAUGCCAUCAAUUAUUUUUAUGCUGUUGAUGCAGUCAGUAAUAAUGACGGUGUGGAAUUGAUUGGUAAAAUAAGUGGACCGUCUGCUGUAUGUAACCUGUGUUAUAGUGGACUGGAUGUUGGAGGAACAAUAGGAGUUACAUUGGGGGUAGCCGUCUCCAUCAUAAUUAUAAUAUGUCUCUGCUGGUAUAGUAGGAAUAAGUACAAGAAAUCUGAAAUAUCGAAACCGAUACCGAAAGUGAACCUAGAUGAAAACUGGAUGCAUGCUGGUCCCAACGGUCAUAUCGAUGAGAAUGAAGUCUAUGAAGUGUAUGACUUACCCAAAGGUGGAAUGAAAGAUUUCACACAAGAUGAUAGUAGCAUGGAUCAUGUGAAUGGAAGAUCUCGAUUUGCUCGACAGAGUAGUGGAGGUUAUAGUGAUGCAUCCCAGAACUCUGAUAGUCGCUUGAUAAAUAGCUGUGAUGAUGAAGUGUUCACUGUCAAGACCCAAGAUUACCACCCUCCAAAAAAUAAAGAUUUAAAACAAAAAGUAGAUAUGCCUAAUAAGGUGACUCAUCAGUAUAUUCCAAUUAUUAAUUCACCAGGAGCUUGGGAACUCUCACCUUCGCACUCAAGAUUUCCAGCAUUUGAUGCAAGAGUUGCAGAAGAAGGUAUGUAUGACUCUGGUAUGGGUCAGAGUACACAAUUGAACUACAGCCAGAUGAGUCCUGAUGGUGUACUGGUGCCAGUUACCUUCUUCGGACAAACUUCACCGCCAUUUUCAGCAGAUUCAGGAAUCGAUUAUCAAUGGAUGAGUCCUUCUGGACAACUCUCACCACUUCCAUGUGACUAUAGUAAACUUGCCCCGGAUAGAACAACGUCGCCUAGCAUACAGAAAAAGCUGAUCAGUAGGCCCGAAAAUUUCAGUGAAAUAAUGAAUGGACAAGUCCCAGAUGUGACUGUCAUGAGCGUCCAUGGUGUGACACUUUUUAACCCAUUGGUAGGCUUUAAACAGAGUGGCAAAACUCCGCUGCAGAUGGAAACUGCCAGUCAAACCAGCCUGAAAGAAAGCACAGAGCAAGAACUGUCUGAGAUCACACCAUAUUGUGAAGUAUCUGCACUCAAUCAGCAGGCUGCAGUAAACGUAUCACCAGGGUAUGUGACUCAUAAUAGCCCGGGUAAUUCUUGCAUGGCAACUGACUGUUUUAAUUCUGAUUAUUGUAAACUCAGCAGCAUUGAUGUCGGUGAUAUGCAUGAAGGAUUGCCAAAACUAGAAGACCAAGGAUAUGUGCCAAAUGAUUCAUUGAAUGUGUCUAAUCAUCAAACUCAACCUGUUGUGUCAGCGAGUUACGUAGCUCACAAUGACAUGCCAGAUGCAGGAUUACCAACUCAAUCUGUUGUGUCAGCGAGUCAUGUAGCUCACAAUGACAUGCCAGAUGCAGGAUUACCAACUCAAUCUGUUGUGUCAGUGAGUCAUGUAGCUCACAAUGACAUGCCAGAUGCAGGAUUACCAACUCAACCUGUUGUCUUAAUGGGUUAUGUAACUCAUGAUAACAUGGCAAACCCAAAGGACCCAUAAUAAUGAAGGAACCAACAUAGACAGAUGAGCUCACUCAUGUUAUACAUAGUGGGACAUAGACAGAUGAACUCACUCAUGUUAUACAUAGUGGGUUAUGUUACACGCAACAUGGCACUUCCCACCUUGUAAAAAGUUUAUAGUUAAUUACAGUAUUAACCCGGAUGGACUCAACUUGAGUCAUCAACUGAUAUGUGAACACUGCAUACAUUUCCUGUGUGUGACUAUAAUUCACUAAUGAAGCAAUGUUGAAGCAACACUAAGUGUCUCCCAGAUUUUCUUCAUUUUAGGAUGAUGUAUCUACUUUGUGUUUGUAUAUUUGGUUGGAGUUUGCUUCAGCCAUAAAUUUCAAGUUUUAACUGUCUACAAAACAAAUAAUAUCAGGUGAUAACCUCGUAAAAUCAAAGGUCACAUAGUUUUGAUUGAAACACUGUAUUGAAAUUAUUAUGUUUAUAUACGUAUUAUAUGCUCUGUAACCUAUGGCGCUGUGCACUACAAUAAUGUUUGUUAUUGUACUUGAGUUAUUGUACUUGAGUUAUUGUACUUGAGUUAUUGUACUUGAGUUAUUGUACUUGAGUUAUUGUACUUGAGUUAUUGUACUCUGUUUGACCCUUGACUUUUCCACCUGAUCAAAGAAAACACAAACCAAAUAAUGCCAAAGUGUACGAUGUACAAGAACUUAAAUUCUGGUAUUUUGUUAAUACCCGGUAACCUUAUUAUCGUACAUUUUUUAUUUUUUUAAAAGCUGGAAAGAAAAGGUCAGCUAAAAUAUUGUAUAGCUAUGAUUUUGUGUCUUGGACAAUAUCCUCACUGUAUUAUGUACUGAAUUCUUGUAUGAUGGAUGUUAUUGCAUUGUAUCGUGGAACAAGAUCAAAAUAUCGUAUUUAGAUACUAUAGAAUACUUUAUUUUCGCUUGGAAUUUAUUUUCGCUAUUUUCGCUGAAAGGAUGAUUCCGU